This is a messenger RNA of Hordeum vulgare subsp. vulgare (domesticated barley), 1800 nucleotides long. Its product is annotated as calcium-dependent protein kinase 4-like. Gene Ontology annotation, molecular function: calmodulin binding; calcium-dependent protein serine/threonine kinase activity; calcium/calmodulin-dependent protein kinase activity. Lineage: Eukaryota; Viridiplantae; Streptophyta; Magnoliopsida; Poales; Poaceae. The transcript is spliced from 14 exons. Gene Ontology annotation, biological process: intracellular signal transduction; protein autophosphorylation; peptidyl-serine phosphorylation. The record is from RefSeq and is a predicted model, not a curated record. Gene Ontology annotation, cellular component: nucleus; cytoplasm. Bases 1 to 1800 code for a protein of 599 amino acids.
AUGGGGCCCAGUACAUCCAAGAAAGGUCCGGAUGGAGUGGGCAUCCCACCCUCGACACUCAUCAAGACACUUGAGGUGAUUGUCCAGGAUCUUGGCAUUGAAGCAGAGAAGCUUUCAAUGGAGCAGCUUAUGGCUGCUCCCGCGAAGAAGCCAAACGAUGUUUCUGAUGGAAAAAAAGAAAGAAGCAAACCACACCCCGCGGCCAGGACCCUCAAGAUCUGCCGGCGGCGGCGGGCAGCGACGGCGGCGCUGGCGCUGGGGGCCGGCGCGGGCGCCCACGCGGUCGCCACCUCCGAGGACCCGGCCAGGACCCUCAAGAUCUGCCGGCACCUGCCCCCGCGCCUCCUCCGCGACUCGGUCGCCGCCGCCACCAUCGCCUUCGACUACCACUACUCCCUCUGGGGCCUCCAGCCAGACUCCCCCGCCUGGCUCAGCGCCAAGCGCGACGCCCACCUCCGCGCCGCCAACCGCCUCCAGGACCUCUGCUUCCUCAACGGCGACAUCUACAUCAAGCUUGGCCAGCACAUCGUGCAGCUCGAGUACGUGCAGACGAUGAGGGAGUCGAUGCUCAAGAGGUGCCCGGUCUCCUCAUACGAGGACGUCCAAGGGGUCUUCAAGAAGGAGAUUGGAGAGUUGCCAAAAACCAUUGGACCGGAUUUUGGCAAAAAAAACAACCGCUACAGUGAAAAAGAUGAUGCAGUAGUGGUGCGCCAGAUGCUCAAAGUGGCUGCUGAGUGUCAUCUGUGUGGGUUAGUCCACCGAGAUAUGAAGCCUGAGAACUUCCUUUUCAAAUCAACCAAGGAGGACUCGCGUGUGAAGGCAACAAAUUUUUGUUUGUCAGACUUCAUAAAACCAGGGAAGAAGUUCCGUGAUAUAGUUGGCAGUGCCUAUUAUGUUGCACCGGAAGUAUUAAAACAACGGUCUGGACCUGAGUCGGAUGUUUGGAGCAUAGGAGUUAUUAAUUACAUUUUGCUCUGUGGGAGGCACCCCUUUUGGGAUAAAACAGAGGACGGUAUAUUCAAGGAGGUUCUACGAAACAAGCCUGAUUUUCGUAAGAGACCUUGGCCAAGCACCACUUCAAGUGCUAAAGAUUUUGUUAAAAAAUUACUGGUGAAGAACCCAAGGGCGAGAUUGACAGUAGCUCAAGCUCUUUCACAUCCAUGGGUGAGAGAAGGAGGAGAUGCAUCUGAGAUCCCUGUUGAUAUAUCUGUACUGUACAACAUGCGCCAAUUUGUCAAGUACAGCCGUUUUAAGCAAUUUGCGCUGCGGGCUUUAACAAGUACAGUCAAUGAGGAAGAGCUAGUGGAUCUGAAGGACCAAUUUGAUGCAAUUGACGUUGAUAAAAGUGGAUCAAUUAGCAUUGAAGAAAUGCGGCAUGCCCUUGCGAAGGAUCUUCCUUGGAGAUUGAAGGGCCCUCGUGUUCUCGAGAUUAUUCAAGCGGUAAGCUUUGGGAAAUCGACAACAGAUGGCCUUGUCGACUUCAAAGAGUUUGUUGUGGCAACUCUCCACAUACAUCAGAUGGCUGAGCUGGACUCUGAAAGGUGGGGCCUGCGCUGCCAAGCUGCUUUCAGCAAAUUUGAUCUGGAUGGUGAUGGAUACAUCACCCCUGAUGGAUGCUAUGGAACUAUAUGUUUCAACUCGAAAUGGAGAAACUGGAUCCAUGAGUUCCUCACUUCUAGGUCAUCAUCAAUUAUCCUCAAUGGAGUUCGUGGGAAGCAGUUUCAGUGCAAAACUGAUGUUAAACAAGGAGAUUCCAUCUCCCCAUUGCUCUUUAUUUUAGCAGCUGAUCUUUUACACUGA